AUGCAAGCUCGAAGGCACGUAAUAUCGUCGGCGCAGCGCCUUGCUGCUGGUGCCUCGACAACCAGAUCCGUACGACCCAUGACUCGCGUCCUCGCAACCACAACAACAAUAACAACAGCAACCCAAUCCCUACGCUCGACGGCUGCAGCAUCAAGGCGGCUUCUCCCUAGUCUCACGACUGUUCGCCACUAUGCCAAUGGCCGCCCACAUCCGCCUGGUGGGACACACCGCAUGGACAUGGGCGGCGGUGAGGAAAAGCCGGCGUUGGAGCAAUUUGGCGUGGACCUCACAGCCCGCGCCAAGGAUGGCAAGCUCGAUCCCGUCAUCGGACGCGACAACGAGAUCCAGCGAACGAUCCAGAUCCUCUCGAGGCGAACAAAGAACAACCCCGUGCUCAUCGGCAAUGCGGGCACGGGAAAGACGGCCAUCCUCGAGGGGUUGGCGCUGCGCAUCGUACGCGGCGACGUCCCCGAGAGCAUCAAGAAUAAGCGCGUCAUCAGUCUUGACCUGGGCUCGCUGAUUGCGGGCGCCAAGUUCAGGGGAGACUUUGAGGAGAGGCUGAAGAAGGUGCUGGACGAGGUGUCCAAGGCAGAGGGCCAAGUCAUCCUCUUCAUCGACGAGCUGCACACGCUGCUGGGCCUGGGCAAAGCCGAGGGCUCAAUCGAUGCAUCGAACUUGCUGAAGCCGGCGCUGGCACGUGGCGAGCUGCAAUGCUGCGGCGCCACGACCAUCAACGAGUACCGCCAGAUCGAGAAAGACGUGGCGCUGGCGCGCCGCUUCCAGCCCAUCUUGGUGAGCGAGCCGACGGUCGAGGAUACCAUCAGCAUCCUACGCGGAAUUAAAGACAAGUACGAGGUGCACCACGGCGUGCGCAUCACCGACGGCGCCCUGGUGGCGGCAGCCACACUGUCCAACCGCUACAUCACCGACCGGUUCCUGCCUGAUAAGGCCAUCGACCUCAUGGACGAGGCGUCCAGCCACCUCAAGCUGCAGCACGAGUCCAAGCCCGAGGACAUCAUGCGCCUCGACCACAAGAUCAUGACGGUGCAGAUUGAGCUCGAGAGCCUGCGCAAGGAGAAAGACAUCGCCAGCAGGGAGCGCAGGGAGAAGCUCGAGAAGGACCUAGCCAAGCUCCAGGAGGAGAUUGGCACGCUCAACACCCGCUGGGAAAAGGAGCGCUCCGAGAUCGAGUCGGUCAAGAAGGUUCAGGAGGACCUGGAUAAGGCCAGGUUCGAGCUCGAGCAAGCCCAGCGCGAGGGCAAUUUUGCCCGCGCGUCGGAGCUGCGCUUCGGCGUGAUCCCCGAUCUGGAGCAGAAGCUCCCCAAGGAAGACGAGGUGGCGGCGAGUGUAGAGGCCAAGGAUGGCGAGAAGGAAGACGUGCUAGUCCACGACUCGGUCACGGGCGACGACAUCGCCAAUGUGGUGUCCCGGAUCACGGGCAUCCCCGUGUCCAAGUUGACAUCAGGUCACAUCGAAAAGCUAGUGCACAUGGAGGACAUGCUGCGGUCAUCGGUCAAAGGCCAGGACGAAGCCAUCAAGGCCGUGUCGGACGCGGUGCGGCUGCAGCGCGCGGGCCUGAGCGGCGAGAACCGGCCGCUGGCGUCCUUCUUCUUCCUGGGUCCGACGGGCGUGGGCAAGACGGAGCUGUGCAAGAAGCUGGCCGAAUUCCUAUUCGACACGGAGUCAGCCGUGGUGCGUUUCGACAUGUCUGAGUUCCAGGAGAAGCACACAAUCUCGCGCCUCAUCGGCGCGCCCUCGGGCUACGUGGGGUACGAGGACGCCGGGCAGCUGACCGAGUCGGUGCGGCGCAAGCCCUACGCCGUGCUCCUGUUCGACGAGUUCGAGAAGGCGCACCGUGACAUCUCGGCGCUGCUGCUCCAGGUCCUGGACGAGGGCUACCUAACGGACGCGCAGGGCCACAAGGUCGACUUCCGCAACACCAUCAUCGUGCUGACGUCCAACCUGGGCGCCGACAUACUCGUGGGUCAGAACCCGCUCCACCCCUACUCCGAGACCGAGACGGGCGACGUCGACCCCUCGGUCCGCUCUGCCGUCAUGGACGUCGUUUCCGCCGCCUACCCGCCCGAGUUCCUCAACCGCAUCGACUCCUUCAUCGUCUUCAAGCGCCUCGCCCGUGCCGCCAUCCGCGACAUCGUCGACAUUCGCCUCGCCGAGCUGCAACGCCGCCUCGACGACCGCCGCAUCUCUCUCCACACCCCCGACCACGUCAAGGACUGGCUCGCCGAACGCGGCUACGACCCCAAGUUUGGAGCCAGGCCGCUCAACCGCCUCAUCACAAACGAGAUCAGCAACGGCCUCGCCGACAAGAUCAUCCGCGGUCAGCUCAAGAUGGGCGAGAAGGUCGAAGUCAAGAUCCGCGAUGACGAGCAGGGGCUCGAGAUCGUCCCAACCAGCAGCACAUCGUCUUCGGCUUAA
Molecule: messenger RNA, 2436 nt
Organism: Geosmithia morbida
Lineage: Eukaryota; Fungi; Ascomycota; Sordariomycetes; Hypocreales; Bionectriaceae
Product: ATP-dependent Clp protease ATP-binding subunit ClpB
Exons: 1
Coding region: 1-2436 (811 amino acids)
Biological process (GO): cellular response to heat
Cellular component (GO): mitochondrial matrix; cytoplasm
Molecular function (GO): ATP binding; ATP hydrolysis activity
Source: RefSeq, a predicted model, not a curated record